AUGGUGAUACCUGCGUACAACGAGGAAAAGAGGCUUCCUUCUACGAUAAAUGAGACUCUAAGGUACCUGGACGAGCGAAGCUUUGACGAUGCAAACUUUACGUACGAGGUGACAAUCAUCGACGAUGGAAGCGAAGAUUUGACGUACAAUGUGACACUGGAUCAUGCGUCGCGGUUGAAAGUGAUCAAGCAAACACCAAAUCUCGGAAAGGGUGCUGCGAUUCGCAAGGGAGUCCUCUGCUCUCGCGGUCAGCUCGUGAUCACAGCAGACGCGGAUUCAGCAAUCUUCAUACGAGACAUGGGGAAACUGGAAGAGAAAGCACUGAACCUGACUGCAUCAGGAGAUCCCAUAGCCGUGUUUGGCUCGCGCUGCAAAGUAAAGGUAGACGAGCCUCUCUACUUUGGCUCGCUCCAAGACUUAACUCGUCGUGAUUUUGAUCUCUUUAGCGACCUCUUCUUCGAAGCAUCAUGUCGAAGGUGGGCUUUCGACGUGGAGCUGAUCUAUCUCGCCAGACGCCUGGGAAUCCCAGUGUACGAGGUGGCCGUGAACGCCGUGGACGUUACCGGAUCCAAGCUUCGCCCUUCCAGCGUCUGCCACGCGCUGUACGAGAUCACGAUGGUGGCCAUAGCUUAUGGACUUGGCUUCUGGGAGAUUCGGUAG
Selaginella moellendorffii is the source of this 660-nucleotide messenger RNA. Its product is annotated as dolichyl-phosphate beta-glucosyltransferase ALG5D-like. Gene Ontology annotation, cellular component: endoplasmic reticulum membrane. The transcript is spliced from 4 exons. Lineage: Eukaryota; Viridiplantae; Streptophyta; Lycopodiopsida; Selaginellales; Selaginellaceae. Bases 1 to 660 code for a protein of 219 amino acids. The record is from RefSeq and is a predicted model, not a curated record.